This is a messenger RNA of Saccostrea cuccullata (small rock oyster), 1122 nucleotides long. RefSeq names its product GTPase IMAP family member 4-like. The record is from RefSeq and is a predicted model, not a curated record. Bases 1 to 1122 code for a protein of 373 amino acids. Gene Ontology annotation, molecular function: GTP binding. NCBI's taxonomy places the organism in Eukaryota, Metazoa, Mollusca, Bivalvia, Ostreida, Ostreidae. The transcript is spliced from 3 exons.
AUGGAAAGUUAUGCUGAUGAAUUCGAAGAACUCGAAGAUGAAGUUCGAAUAGUAUUAUUAGGGAAAACAGGAAGUGGAAAAAGUGCAACUGGAAAUAGUAUUCUUGGAAUAGAUUCUCGAUUUAAAGUGUCUUCAUCAGCGUCAUCAGUUACUCUUAGAUGCAAAAGAGGUGUAGCAACACGAUUCAAAAAAGAUAUUUAUGUUAUUGAUACACCUGGCUUGUUUGAUACUAAGUCAUCUAAUAGUGAUGUACAAAAAGAAAUAGUAAGAUGUAUAUCAUUAACAACUCCAGGACCACAUGCUUUUAUACUAGUCCUUGGUUCAACAAGAUUUACGAAAGAAGAAUAUGACGCUGUUACACAUUUUGUUGACCACUUUGGUGAACGAAUAUUUGACUAUUUUAUAAUACUUUUCACCAGAAAAGAUGACUGGAAUCACGACAAUAAAACGUUAGAAGAUCAUUUAAAGAGUAUACCCUCUAACCUUAAAGAAAUUGUUGAGAAAUGUGGAAACCGAUGUCUAGCCUUCAACAAUAGGGCUAGAGGCAAAACUCAAGACCUUCAACUUAGAAGUUUGUUAAAGAUGAUUAAAGGAAUCUUUCAGAAAAAUGGUCAAAAAUAUUACACAAACGAAAUAUAUGAAGAAGCAACACGCCUUAUGGAGCAAAGAGAAAAGGAAAUAAAAAAAGAUUUAGAAAUGAAGAGGCAAGAAGAGAUUAAAAAGAUAAGAGAAGAAAUAGAAAUAAGAUAUCAAGAAAGAAACAAAAUAUAUGAGGAGAAGUUGAAUGGCAUGACAGCAAAAAACCAGCUCAUGAUAUUAGAUCUUACAGCUAAAAAUCAAAAAGUUGAGAGUCUUACGAGUUCUAUCUCUUCCUUAACCGAAAAACUAAGAAAACAGAGAGAAGAUGAUGGAAAAACCAAAGAAGAAUUAUUGGAUAACAUAAAAGAGAAAAUAAAAGAAAUGUCGAAUGAAGAGAAAGAAAAGCAACUAAAUGACUACAAAAAGGCAGACAAUUAUAAAAAAGCAAAAGAACAGGCAAGGGAAGAAAAAGAAAAAGAAAUGUUCUUUAUGAGGCGAGGUUGGCGUGCAUUCAGGCGAUGGUUUGGAGAAAUAAGUGACUAA